AUGGACAUCAAUUUUUUUGGCCCUAAAUCAGCAGAGUUACUUGCUAAUCAAGUCUCCGAUUAUAUCAUGAGUUGCUUCCGUUUUCGCGAUACUGGUGUGGGGUUUGAUCCUCCUUCUAGGGUGGUUUUCGUGGCGGAUGUUCGUGUUGAUGGUCUACUUGAGGAGACAAAUGGUACAAUAGAUGCUAAUAAUUUUACUGGUUCUGAUUUUAUGGCUCUUUUACACUAUCUUGAAGCUCAAUCUGUUGAGGAAACUGUCAUGUUGGAGUACUUGAAUGGAUUUUUUCAAAAAUAUAAUCUUGAUUAUGAGAUAACGUCUAAUAAUGUUGGUAAUCCCAAUCAUGGAAUAGAUGUCAAUGUUGAGGAUGAUGAUGAUAAUCAUGAUGGAUCUGCUAGUGUUAACCAUGAUGGUGAUGAUGAUGUUAACCAUGAUGGUGAUGAUGUUCAUGAUGUUCCUAUUGUUGAUUUGGAGACUGACAUUACUAGUGACGAUAUGGAUAGAAUGGUUAGAAUCUUACAUGAGGCUACUUCCAAUAAUGUUACACCCUACUAUCUAAGGGAAAUUUCUGAUGAGGAAAAUAAUAAUCAUAAUGAUGAUGGUAAUGAUGAUGGUGUUAACCAUGAUGAUGGUGAUGAUGUUAACCAUUAUGAUGAUAAUGUUCAUGAUGAGGUUCCUCUGAUUGAUGUGGAUCAGAAUAUUAUUCUUAGUACUGAUAUGGAUAGAAUGGAACUUCUUAACGAGGAAAAUUAUAAUCAUAAUGAUGGUGGUACUGAUGAUGAUGUUAACCAUGAUGAUCAUGACGAUGUUCAUGAGGUUCCUAUGAUUGAUGUAAGUAGAAUCCUACAGGAGGCUGGUUCCAAUACUGUUCCCUAUAGUUAUCUAAGAAGGGAACUUCUUAACGAGGAAAAUUAUGAUCAUAAUGAUGAUGGUAAUGAUGAUGGUGUUAACCAUGAUGAUGUUUAUGAGGUUCAAGAGGCUAUUAUUUUCAGUAAUGUUCUCGAUGAUCCAAUUGACCUUUUUGACGAGGAAAACAAUAAUGGGGGAGAUGAUAUAAUUAAGGAGUGGUGUGAACUAGAGGAAGCUAAGGAUGGCAAUGAAGAUGAAUUUAGCCAUAUUCUUAGCAUUUUAAAGAACUGGUGGGUUGAUAACCUUUUAGAAGAUGACAAUAAUCCUAGUAUAAGUAUAAAUUUAAAGGAAACGAGUUUACAUAAACCCAAACGUAAACCCAAACGUACCAAGGAUGAACAAGAUCAGGUAAGAACAAAGAGGUUAUUAAAGGUCAAACCAUCAAUAGAAUUACUAGAAGCUGAUCAUGUGGAAUUAGGUGAAGAUGAUAUGUGUUCUAUUUGCCUUGACAAGAUAUCAAGUGGAGUGGAACUCAUAAAGAUUAGUCGUUGUAAGCAUGUGUUUCAUAGAAAGUGCUUAUUUAAAUGGCUUUCAGAGAAACAAUCAUGUCCUUAUUGUCGUUUGAGUAGUUUAUCGUAUGUAUAUGUUAACAGGUAG
Messenger RNA from Beta vulgaris subsp. vulgaris (sugar beet), 1503 nucleotides. RefSeq lists its product as uncharacterized. The transcript has a single exon. Gene Ontology annotation, molecular function: zinc ion binding. The record is from RefSeq and is a predicted model, not a curated record. NCBI's taxonomy places the organism in Eukaryota, Viridiplantae, Streptophyta, Magnoliopsida, Caryophyllales, Amaranthaceae. Bases 1 to 1503 code for a protein of 500 amino acids.